AUGAACGAGCUUUCCUACUACGAACAAAAGACGAAAAACAUCCACAAUAGAAUCGGCAUCUCCAAGCCCGCCCGCCUGCUACUGAAAGCGAUCGAUGACUUGCAAGCUGGCGCAUUGGAAGAGUCCGAACUCCGUCGAAUGAUUCGAAUCUCGCCUAGAUAUCGAACCAUAAUCUCCCAGACUAUAUCAGACAUUGCCGAUUUCAUUCUCGAUCACCCGGAAGAAUCGAAGACGGGUGCCAUUCUGAUCCAGCUUCUGGCAAGGAUUCUCCAGGUCGCUGACGGUAUUGCCGAGCCGAUGCUGCCUUUCAUGAAGUUCCCGCGCGAAGUACGCGACCUGAUAUACUUUUACUACCUCCACUGUCGUUAUGGUCAGCACAAGACCAUGUGGCUUAACAAGCAAAUGGCACUCUCCCAGGUCUGCAAAGCAAUUCGGGAGGACUUCAUGGCCGUCUUUUACCGAGAGCACAAGUUUUACUUCAACUGCACCUGCGAAAUGGACUAUUUCAUCAAGAACAACAAGGACUUGCAGCGAAACAUAGUUUCUAUCCAGCUUCACUGGUGUGGCCCCCGAGCAGACAAGGCAUUCCAGGCACUCAAGACAUGCCCAAACCUUAGGCAAAUGGUUAUUGUGCCUUCUGCAGCUACGACGCGCCAUCUCGUGCCGAGGCAGCAGAUUUUCAACCGUUUUUUUGCACAUACUUCACGCCCGCGACUAACUGAUGCCCUGGGAAUGGAUGAGCUCAUCACCCUGCGUGGAAUCACCACCGUCAGCGUCCAGCAUGUACCCGGUCGUCAGGGACAGAAGCGAACAAAUGAAGAAUUGGCCAACUUGAACGAGAUUCUUCAGAAAUAUGUCAAGCAAGACAAGGAGGUUGGAUAUGGCGAGGAACAGAUGGAUUCCUGA
Molecule: messenger RNA, 906 nt
Organism: Pyricularia pennisetigena
Lineage: Eukaryota; Fungi; Ascomycota; Sordariomycetes; Magnaporthales; Pyriculariaceae
Exons: 4
Coding region: 1-906 (301 amino acids)
Source: RefSeq, a predicted model, not a curated record